Botrytis fragariae is the source of this 1275-nucleotide messenger RNA. RefSeq lists its product as uncharacterized. The record is from RefSeq and is a predicted model, not a curated record. The coding region runs from base 1 to 1275 and encodes 424 amino acids. The transcript has a single exon. NCBI's taxonomy places the organism in Eukaryota, Fungi, Ascomycota, Leotiomycetes, Helotiales, Sclerotiniaceae.
AUGGCAUCUCAACUCCUUCCUCCUAUACCAAAUGCCUUUCCGCCGAAAGAUAUCUCGGCAAUCAAAGUAAUGGUAACUCAUCUAUGCCAUGAAAACGGAUUUCCCCCAGGUAUCAUCCGAAUUUCCGAAAUAAAAGGCGGUAGCAAACACAACAUCAUACUAUUCACAUGGAUUCUAACCAAUCUUGCCCCUGGUAGUCGCAUGGCUCCUUGUAAGCACUAUGUCUUGCGGACCCCGAAAAUGCAAGGAGCGAUCCCCGAUCUUUGGAUCCAGAGAACCGCCGCUUUCGAUUUCAUCUCCGCCAAACACUUUGAAGUUCCCAAACUAUACGCAUAUGAUGCUAGAUGCGGAAACGCCAUCAGAUCUCCGUAUAUCAUACAGAAACAAGUGGAAGGUUGCACAUUGCUGAAGAAAUAUCGUAUACUAUACCACAAUUAUCUCACAUACGGCCAUUACAAGCCGGCUUGUGAGUACGGAGAAGCUGCAUCUAUGAUAUCUAUGUAUAUUGAGAGACAAGAAUUAGCAUAUCAAUUCGAGUUUUACGGUACUUUUCAGCCCGUUCAGGGAAUGGCUCUCCAGAGUUCCAUUCCUGACAGAGUCAAGGAUCGAAUUGGUUUAGAUGUUAAGCCAUUCAUGAAUACUUUAUCCAUGAGAGCUAAUUCGAAGGCUAUCGAUUUCAUACUCGAAUUACUAUUUAUGUCAGAGUCGCAGACCCGGAGUCCGGAUCAAGAAGUUAAAUAUCGAAAGAUUCGACAUAUAGCUUUAUGUAUCAAGGUUUUGGACAACGACGAUAUGUAUCGUGCUGCACAUAGACCUGAACCCUCCGUUCUUUGGCAUCCGAAUUUUCAGCCCAGCAAAAUCAUGAUGACAGCAACGCCUCAGUACAAUGAAGCUAUAUCCGGCGUAUCGAAUGACGACCCCAACCGAACAGAAUCUUACAAACUAGAAGCUGUACUAGGAUGGGAAGGCGCCAUGGCACUCCCUCGUAUCAUGACUCGAUGCCCUCCUUAUUUCUGUUGGGGAGAAGGUCCUCAAGUACACGAGGCAGAUAAGUGUGUAUGGAAAUAUACCUGCGUCGAUGAGAUGAUAGAAGAGGGUUUACCAGGAUGGUGCGAGGAUGCUUAUGGAGAGAUGUCGAGGAUUGUUAGGGCGUUGGGGUUUUAUGCUUUAUUUGGUGUGGAUUUUGAAUGGAAUGAACUUCCUUUUGAGGUUUUGAUAGAUUCGUGGACGCGUAUCGAGCCUGCAACGAGGGAUCUGGAGUAUGCGACGGAAUAG